Molecule: messenger RNA, 1323 nt
Organism: Huiozyma naganishii CBS 8797
Lineage: Eukaryota; Fungi; Ascomycota; Saccharomycetes; Saccharomycetales; Saccharomycetaceae
Gene: MRS2
Product: Mrs2p
Exons: 1
Coding region: 1-1323 (440 amino acids)
Biological process (GO): mitochondrial magnesium ion transmembrane transport
Cellular component (GO): mitochondrial inner membrane
Molecular function (GO): magnesium ion transmembrane transporter activity
Source: RefSeq, a predicted model, not a curated record
AUGUGGUCACACUGCUCUCGUCGUUGCAGUGGGUUGCUGCGAGAACGGGUACGUGUACGUCUGCGCCGCGGGCUCGCUGGGUUGCCCUCGCUCAAACCGAUCCAGCAGCAACUGCUCUCGUUACAACCGAUCAAACCUACGGACUCACAGGUGUCCUGUUCCGUGUUCAACGCAGUAGGGCACGUCGUCGCUGUGUCCCAGAAGUUCCCCAAAUGGCAGUUCCUCAGGGAACACAGCUUGUACCCUAGAGACCUUCGCAAACUGGACUCGUCAAACGUCGAGGUCAUCCCAACGAUAAUGACCAAACGCAACUGCAUAGUCGUCAACUUACUCCAUAUCAAGGCGCUCAUCGAACAGGACAGAGUGUUUGUGUUCGACACGGCAGAUAGGAACAGUGCUCUGCUCUUGGGGGUGCUCAUCUACGACCUGGAGUCCAAACUGCGUCCACCACCACAGCAGAUGCAACAGCAGCCGGCGCCCGCACCGGCACAACCGUACGAACACAGAGCUCUGGAGUGCAUCCUCAUCAAUGUCAUGUCCACUCUGGAGACAGAGUUCAAGAAGCAGGCCAGCGUCUGUAAGCAGAUCCUCUUCCAACUGGAGAACGAGGUCAACAGGGACAAGCUUCGAGACUUGCUCGUCAAAUCCAAGAGCCUCACCGCGUUUUACCAGCGUGCGUUUCUCAUCAGGGAGGUCCUCGACGAACUGCUAGAGAGUGACGAGGACCUCGCAGCUAUGUACCUCGCGCCCACGAGGCGCGAGGGGGAUGACUUCGCCGAAUUGGAGAUGCUUAUAGAGAACUACUACACACAGUGCGACGAGUUCGUACAGCAGGCGAUGUCCCUCAUAGAGGACAUCAAGUCCACAGAAGAGAUCGUCAACAUCAUCCUAGACGCAAACAGAAACUCACUCAUGCUACUAGAACUCAAAGUCACCAUCUACACUCUGGGGGUCACGGUCGCCACUUUACUCCCGGCAUUCUACGGGAUGAACCUCAAGAAUUUUAUCGAGGAGUCAGUUGUAGGGUUCAACGCCGUAGUGGUCCUCUCGCUCGCCGCGGGACUAUGGAUCACAAGAACUAACUUCAAAUCGUUGAGAGACGUCACGAAACUCUCAAUGCUCAAGAGAAGACCAGAUACAGCUGUGCGAUCCAUAAAAAGGACGUCACAGGGGCCACCAGUAGUCGUCCCGCAACCAACACUCCCGCAGAAAUUCUCAGCGGCACUCAGGCGCAUAUGGAGAGGGCCACAGUCUACAAGGAAACCAUCCUCGGGAUCCGAAAGAGACUACAUUUGGAAAUGGCUCAUGGACGACAAGAAGUAG